AUUUUCUGUUGUUGGCACACUUUGUAGACAAGACAACCAUAAAAAACAAUGCCUUCACAAAAAAGAAGACAGAGACAGAGAGAGAAAGAGAGAAGGGAGGCUGCUAAAGGCAGUUCAACAUUGCAAACAUGGAUUCAAAGCUCCAGCAAGCCAGCAGAUGAGGCAGAGGCAGGCUCAGAGAGUGAGGGAGAGCCCAUUCAGCAUCAGCCAAAUCAGACACUUACAGAUGAAAAUGCCUCAGAAUCAAUUCAACGGAGUAAAAGUGAAGGUCUUGGAACUGAGCCGGAGACAGAAAAAGUUCAGAAUGAGAAAGAAAGGCAAUACAAUGAGACGGAGAGGGAAGAGACAGAUGCAGAACAGGAAGAAAUGGAGAGUGAGGCAGCCACAGCCAUGUAUACAAGGGAGAAAAAGCCAGAAGACUUUGAGUUUUUGCUUCAGUUACAAAAUCCAUCAGAUCCUGCUCAUGUAAAGAAAUACAAUGUAACAUACAGUGUUGCUGUAAAUGGAACAAGUAAAUAUAAAAAAGUAUCAGUAAUGUGUAAUUGUGAUGUUCUAUCAAAACUUCUACAAUAAAGUCUGAAAUGUA
Molecule: messenger RNA, 586 nt
Organism: Carassius gibelio (silver crucian carp)
Lineage: Eukaryota; Metazoa; Chordata; Actinopteri; Cypriniformes; Cyprinidae
Product: MAP7 domain-containing protein 1-like
Exons: 3
Coding region: 49-573 (174 amino acids)
Source: RefSeq, a predicted model, not a curated record